AUGGCCACACUUUUAUUCGGGACUGUAUCCCCAAAAUCCGGAGUUCUUCCAAUCCGGUGCGGCGGCGAAGAAGAACCAAAAUCCAGCAACAACAAUGGGUACUCGUUGGGAGUCCGGCCGCCGAGGCCGCGGCGGAUCAUACUGGUCCGGCACGGGGAGAGCGAAGGGAACGUAGAUGAGAGCGCCUACACAAGAAUCGCAGAUCCGAGAAUCGGGCUGACGGAGAAAGGAAUGAAGGAGGCGGAGGAAUGUGGGAAGAACAUCAGGAAGAUGAUCGACGGCGAUGGAGUUGAAGACUGGAGCGUUUAUUUCUAUGUUUCUCCUUACAAAAGAACUCGCCAGACUCUUCAGCAUUUGGCCACUUCCUUCCACCGUCGGCGAAUCGCCGGCAUGAGAGAAGAGCCCAGAUUGCGAGAACAAGAUUUUGGAAAUUUUCAAGAUAGAGAGAAAAUGAGAGUUGAGAAAGCUGUAAGAAUGCUAUAUGGUAGAUUUUUCUACCGCUUUCCAAAUGGAGAAUCUGCAGCAGAUGUUUAUGAUAGAAUUACAGGAUUUAGAGAAACAUUGAAAUCAGACAUUGAUGUUGGAAGAUUUCAACCACCAGGCCAAAGAAAUCCCAACAUGAACUUGGUCCUUGUCUCCCAUGGCCUCACUCUCAGAGUCUUUCUCAUGAGAUGGUACAAAUGGACUGUUGAUCAAUAUGAAGGACUCAACAAUUUGGGCAAUGGCAAAAUGCUUGUCAUGGAGAAAGGCUUUGGUGGAAGGUACACUUUGCUGUUACACCACACAGAGAAAGAGUUGAGAAAAUUUGGACUUACAGAUGAGAUGUUGAUUGACCAAGAAUGGCAAAAGCAUGCAAAAAUAGGAGAGUUGAACUAUGAUUGUGCAAUGAUGAAUUCCUUCUUCACACAUUUUGAUGAUCAGUGUACUGUUACCUAA
Molecule: messenger RNA, 936 nt
Organism: Benincasa hispida (wax gourd)
Lineage: Eukaryota; Viridiplantae; Streptophyta; Magnoliopsida; Cucurbitales; Cucurbitaceae
Product: phosphoglycerate mutase-like protein AT74
Molecular function (GO): catalytic activity
Source: RefSeq, a predicted model, not a curated record